This is a messenger RNA of Acinonyx jubatus (cheetah), 1297 nucleotides long. RefSeq names its product melanoma-associated antigen 10-like. Gene Ontology annotation, cellular component: nucleus. Gene Ontology annotation, biological process: negative regulation of transcription by RNA polymerase II. The transcript has 3 exons. The coding region runs from base 1 to 948 and encodes 315 amino acids. Lineage: Eukaryota; Metazoa; Chordata; Mammalia; Carnivora; Felidae. The record is from RefSeq and is a predicted model, not a curated record.
AUGGAAGAAGUGGAUUUGGAGGUGGAGGUUGAGGUGGAGGAGGUGGAGGUUGAGGUGGAGGAGGUGGAGUCGGAGGAAGAGGAGUUGGAAGAGGAGGAGUUGGAGGUGGAGGAGGUGGAGUCGGAGGAAGAGGAGGAGUUGGAGGAGGACGUGGAGUUGGAGGAGGAGAAAGCAGAGGAGGAGGACGAGGGGUACCUAUCUCCCUCCUCCUCCUCCUCCUCCCCUUCCUCCCUGUCCUCCUCCUGCUCUGUCCUCCUUCUGGUCCCCCUGGAGGAGGGGUCUGCUGCUGCCGGGUCCCCGAGUCCUCCCCAGAGCCCUCGGAGCUCCUGCCCCUCCCCCAGUGCCAUGGCAGGCGCUUCGGGGAGCCAGUCCCACCAGGGCUCCAGCAGCCCCGAUGAGGAGGGGUCGAGCACCUGGGGGGCCCCGGCAGGGGCCCAGGCCUCGCUCCCAGAUGCGCUCCGCGUGAAGGUGGCCGGCCUGGUGCUGCUUCUGCUCCUCAAGUAUCGCACCAAGCAGCCGACCACAUGGGCGGAGAUGCUGGCGGCGGUUAGCCAAGAUGACCAAGACAGCUUCCCCGUGAUCUUCCGCCGAGCCUGCGACCUCCUGGCGCUGGUCCUGUGGGUGAUCCUCCUGGAGGACGACCGUGCCCCUGAGGAGGCGGUGUGGGAAGCGCUGGGGGUCAUGGGGGUGUAUGCCGGCAGGGAGCACGUAUUCUAUGGGGAGCCCAGGGAGCUGCUGACCGAAGUCUGGGUGCAGGAAGGGUACCUGGAGUACCGGCAGGUGCCCGGCAGCGAGCCCACACGCUACGAGUUCCUGUGGGGUCCCAGGGCCCACGCAGAAACCAGCGGCGUGCAAGUGCUGCAGCACAUCCUCGCGGUCAACAGCAGGCAGCCCGGGUCUCCGUGUCUGUCCGAAGAGGCUGUGAGCCAUGAGGAAGAGCGGGCCUGAGCCCGAGGGGCAGCCGGGCCCGUUCCCACCUGGGGUCGAGCAGCUUCUCCUGCGGGGCACGAAGCCAGGCCACUUCUCCCCUGCGAGUGCGAGCAGAGCGGGCGCUGGGCGUUAAGGUUUCGUGAGCUUCGGGCUCAGUGUGGGAGUGGCACCCACGCCACAGGUGUUCAAGAGUCAGAGUUGUGCCGUUUGGUGCAACGAGCUGGGAACCCUUCCGUCCUCGUUCGGGAUCCAGAAGGGAAUCGCGGUGCCUGGGCUGGGCACAGACAGGGAUGUCUUGCAAACGUGAAGACCUUGGCAGUAAACGGAUGGUUUCAGGGCAUGGAGCAAUAAAAGAUGUUCGUUCUUG